AUGCCGGGAUUGAAGCGAGAUAUUGGUCGCGUACGGCACUGCAUACAAGUUGUUUGUAUACUGCUUGUUCUGAGCAUUACUUUUGUGCUUCUUGAUGCAAAGUUCCGCUGGGAUCUGAAGAUUCCAGACUCAUUGCAGACCUCGAGUACGACUCACAACGCAAGCUAUGGUGAUGCGAUCUCACCAUUGAAUAUCCAGCUGCAUCCCGAAAAUCACGCCUCACGAGAAUCAGAUACCCUCACGUACAAAUGGCAAAUCACCUCAGCUGUACAAAGUCCUGAUGGUGUUGAGAAACUGAUUUACCUGAUCAAUGGACAGUUUCCAGGACCAACGAUUGAGGCUCGCUCAGGCGAUCGCAUAGUAGUCGAAGUCGAGAACGCACUGGACGCAUCACACACCGCAGUCCAUUGGCAUGGUCUCCAAAUGAGAAAUGCUAAUGCCAUGGACGGUGCUGUCGGUAUUACUCAAGCUUCGAUAGCACCAGGAGAGACAUACACUUACAAUUUCACCAUUGGACCAUCCGAGUACGGCACUUUUUGGUAUCACGCACAUGAUCAGAUCCAGAGAGCAGAUGGACUGUAUGGCGGCCUGGUCAUUCACAAACCUUGGUCGAAAAGCCCCAGGCGCAGCAUCGGCUCGAUGAUACCAGAACAGCUCCUAUUGGUUGGUGACUGGUAUCAUCGCUCUGCUGAGGAAGUUUUGGCAACAUAUAUGAGCUCUGGAUCUUUUGGUAACGAGCCAGUACCAGACUCAAUGGUACUCAACGGAAUCGGUUCAUAUGACUGCUCAAUGGCGGUUCCUGCACGGCCUAUUGUAUGCACUUCUGUUGAGCGUCCUUCUUUGUCCCUUCCAACCACCGGCAGAACAAGGCUUCGAGUAGUGAAUGUUGGGUCCUUCGCUGGCAUUGAGCUGAACUUUCCAGGACAUGAAAUGGCAAUAUCAGAGGUCGAUGGUGGACAUCAAGUCACCACCACAGAGCUUGAUAAGAUCGAGGAAGUUAUCUGGCCCGGGCAGAGAGCUGAUUAUUGUGUCUCGCCUAGCUUUCUAGAAGUUGACAAUUUGACGCUAAGAAUCACUUUGAGUCAUGAAAAUUUCAAAUACACAAACCCUGCACUGUCCACAACGCAUGAGUUUGCGAUUCGGCCAGAUCUCCCGAACACGAGCUCACGAUCUGAGAGGCGUCAAGCUCGCAGUGAUCCGGUCGAGAAUGACUCCCGGAGGAGAUCUGUCGCUCACGAAGUCGACCAGACUAUCGUGCUGUACUCGAAAACAUCGAAGCUUUCUCACCUUGCAAAUGUCCCGCAUGGUUUCGUAAACCAUACCUCGUGGGCACCUCAAAAUCUUCCUCUGGUCACAGUGGACCGAUCGCAGUGGGACAACAACCAGCUUGUUCCCCACGUACCCUACGAUAAAUCACGACCGCUUUGGAUUGAUAUCGUCUUGAACAACCUCGACGAGGACAGUCACUCGUGGCACCUCCAUGGCUACAACUUCUAUGUCUUGGCUUCACACAGUGCGGAUUUUGGUUGGGGCUCAUACAAUCCGUAUGUGGACAUCGAACCACCAGGGGGCCCGUUGAACCUGAGUGACCCGCCGAUGCGUGACACUGUCUACGUUCCGCGUCGGGGCUAUGUGGUUCUCCGCUUCCAAGCGGACAAUCCGGGCAUAUGGAUGUUCCACUGCCAUAUGUUGUGGCAUCAAGCAAGCGGAAUGGCUCUGGCGCUCGAAGUAGGAGAUGGAUCUUUGUAG
Messenger RNA from Aureobasidium melanogenum CBS 110374, 1749 nucleotides. RefSeq lists its product as uncharacterized. The record is from RefSeq and is a predicted model, not a curated record. The transcript is spliced from 2 exons. Bases 1 to 1749 code for a protein of 582 amino acids. Gene Ontology annotation, molecular function: oxidoreductase activity; copper ion binding. Lineage: Eukaryota; Fungi; Ascomycota; Dothideomycetes; Dothideales; Saccotheciaceae.